Messenger RNA from Achroia grisella, 978 nucleotides. Its product is annotated as retinol dehydrogenase 11-like. The transcript has a single exon. Bases 16 to 978 code for a protein of 320 amino acids. Lineage: Eukaryota; Metazoa; Arthropoda; Insecta; Lepidoptera; Pyralidae. The record is from RefSeq and is a predicted model, not a curated record.
CAUAGCCCGCUUGCGAUGUUUUUAAUUAUUGUUUUAUUAUUUUUUGUGUUAGUGUUAUCUGCUAUACUGUACACAAAAUUGACAUUGGGUAUCAAUAAAUGUAGUAAACAUCUUAUCGGUAAAGUCGUCAUCAUAACAGGAGCCAAUACGGGAAUUGGAUACGAAACUGCGAAGGAUAUGGCCUACAGAGGGGCUCGAGUCAUUUUAGCUUGCCGAAAUGAACAACGUGGACUGGCAGCUAAGAAUGAUAUCAUCGCGGAAACUGGAAAUGAAGACGUACACUUCCGUCAACUGGACUUAGCAUCCUUGAGCUCCGUAAGGAGAUUCGCAGAUGAUAUUCUUAAAAAUGAAAAGCAACUCAAUAUCCUCAUUAAUAAUGCCGGUAUGAUUGGUAGUAAAUAUAUAAAAACUGAAGAUGGUCUUCUGCUUGACAUGCAAUCCAAUCAUUUAGGACCGUUUCUUUUAACUUCAAUACUGCUUCCAUUGUUAAAGAGUACUGGUGCUAGUCGAAUUAUCAACGUUUCAUCGUUAGGACAUCAGUUUUCUAAAUUGGAUGUGAAUGACUUGAAUAUGGAAAAGGUACCAUACAAUAGCAGAAUAGCCUAUGGUAAUACAAAAUUGUGUAAUAUACUAAUGACAGUGGAAUUAUCUGAACGUUUAAAAGGCACCGGAGUUACUGUUAACUCGUUGCAUCCAGGCGCAGUAGACACUGAUAUCGCACUUGAAGCGAAAAACCAUAUUCCAGUGUUGAAAUGUUUAACUCUAUUAACUCCUUUACUCAAAACACUUACAAAAACUAGAUGGGAAGGUGCACAAACAACAAUUUACUUGGCUGUAUCCCCUGAAGUUGAAGGCGUUAGCGGUUACUAUUAUAGUGAUUGCCGACAGAAAUCUACUUCUAAAAUGGCCCAGGACAGGAAUUUAGCUCGCAAAUUAUGGGAAGUGUCUGAAAGAUUUGUAAAAAUUAAUCCAAUAUAG